Funneliformis geosporum is the source of this 543-nucleotide messenger RNA. The record is from the annotation of a GenBank genome assembly. Lineage: Eukaryota; Fungi; Glomeromycota; Glomeromycetes; Glomerales; Glomeraceae.
AUGGAAACAAUAUUUGGUGUACACCAUGAUACUGCAAGUUUAAGAGAAAAAAAUCGCAAAAAGCUCUAUAAAAAUGAUAGUCAAGAGCAGAUUGAUUUGACGAAUAAGAAUAGUGUAGAAGACACUAUUCAGAAGACGACACAAACGAAACAAGAGUCUUCAAAAUCUUUUGAGAAAUUUGGACCUAUUCAUUCAAUUUUUAGAGAGAGAUUUUCUAAAUCACCGAUCGUCUCUCCUCACGUAACUCCACCAGGCUCUCGUCCUUCGACUCCGUUAUCAUUUGAUGUGCAACAAAGUGGCGAUAACGUUUUUGAUCAAAUUAAUUCUAGUUCUCAAAUUCCAACUCCAUUGACACGAGUACCUUCUUAUCAUCAUGAUACUCAUGAUACUACAAUUAUUCAGAAUGUAAAAAAGAAUCUUCCUUGUGUAGGAGAUAUUGAAGGUGAUAUUAUCAACCGUCCUUCUUCUCCUUGGAGUUUACAAGCAAAAAGUGGGGAUGAAUUAGGGAAUGGAACUGAAAAGAAUCUAUUUAAGAAGAACUGA